Molecule: messenger RNA, 2775 nt
Organism: Mercenaria mercenaria
Lineage: Eukaryota; Metazoa; Mollusca; Bivalvia; Venerida; Veneridae
Exons: 8
Coding region: 127-2307 (726 amino acids)
Biological process (GO): rDNA heterochromatin formation; regulation of transcription by glucose; cellular response to glucose starvation
Cellular component (GO): rDNA heterochromatin; chromatin silencing complex; nucleolus
Molecular function (GO): methyltransferase activity
Source: RefSeq, a predicted model, not a curated record
GAGUUUCCUUCCCAGCAAGCCUUGUAAAAAAUGGCUGCGCCCAUGCCUUACGUUGUUACUUAGUGUUUCUUUCAAAAGUCUUGUCAAGCUGUUGGCGAAACAUAAAGCAUCUCCCGGAGUUACAUAAUGGAUUUUGAGGCUGUAAAUUGGGAUGUAGGAAGUGAAGCAAAAGAACUAGACAGAAGUUUGUUUCAGAAAAAUAAGAAAAAACAAAAGAAUUCCAAAAAGAGGAAACAGGAAGAGGACAAGGUAAAACUAAAUGAUAGCGCUGAAAACAAAAAGAGAAAAAUGGAUAAGGAAGGGAAAGAAAAACUAGAUGGCAGCUUAAAAGCAAUAGGAGUUUCUGAUGAAGCAUCAAGUGAAUUGAUGAGCAGGAAAGAAAAACGAAACAAGAAAUGGCAAGAGAAGAUUUUGAGACGUAAGCUGAUGGAUGAGAGUAAUGAUACAGAAGGUUUGACUAAGUCAGCAGCAGUGUCUGAACCACCAUGUGGUAUUACAGACAAAAGUCCAAACAAAAGUAUUCAGGCUGGUAAAGACAUAGAAGAAAAGUCACCAAUGAAGAGGUCUGAGAAAAGAAAAUUAAGAUGGGAGAAGAUACAAGAGAAAAGAAGACUGAAAUUGGAGCAAAGUAAACCGGAUACAAAUAAGGUUUCAAAUAAACUGUCUAAACCACAGGCUGAACCUGUGGGGGCUACUAAAGAUGUUUCUGACAAAAAUAAAGGUGUCCAUAAUGAAAACAAUGUAAAUAUGGAGGAUCAGUUGAAUAGAAAGGAAAGAAAGAAACUGCUGUGGAAACAGAAACUAAAGGAGAGGAAAUUGAGUCAGAAAAAUAAUGUGGAAAAUGUAAAUGAAAUAGCUGCUAUAUCUGUCACUGAUAAAAAACACGAAAAAGAAGGUAACCAGAAAAGUGAGAAUGUUGUUGAAGAUGGAAAUGAAAAUAAACAAAAAAUUAAACCAAAAAAGGGGAAACAUGGAAAAAGAAAAGACAGUCGGAGUAAUGAGACUAAAAGUGAUGAAAGUAAUUCACUUGAAAAUGUAGAUAAACAAUUACACAGUCCAACAAAGAAGAGGGAAGUAGAAGUAAAUAGCAGUGAAGAAAAUUCUGGAACAGAAAUAAGUAGUGUCAAAAAGAAGACAAAAAGAAAACGUAUGUGCAAAAGGAAUAAGUUUAAAGGAUAUGUGAAACCAGAGCCAGGAACUAUAAAGCCACAGUUAGAAGCUACAAAAGAUUUGUUAGAGAAAAGCAUGGCAAGUCCAGGAAAAACUGACUCAGGUACAGUGAAGGUUAAUAAAAACACUGAUGCUUCUUUUUCAGAAGCAGCCAGUGCUGUUAAAGAUAAAUCUUUUGAGUCAAGAAAAGGUAAAAAGAAGAGAAAACUUCAGGAAAGUGAAAGUAAUGAAACCGGUACUGCAGAAGUAGUAAAAACAAAUUCAGUUAAACAAGUUUCAAACAAAAAAGGUGAAAAGAAAGAUGGAAGAGAACCUGCUGGAAAACAAAACAAAAAGAAAGUUGCAUUAGACCCAAGUGUGAUUAGAACAAUUCUUUCUCCAGGAUCAGGAAGGAAGACUUCAGAUGACAGUAUUGUUGCUGAAGAUGAUGUUGCUGAAGCUGAAGAUUUCAGUAGGGCAAAGAAAGGUGAAGCUAAAGCAAAGACAUUGUUAGAGAAAAGCAGGGAAAGGCUGAAUGCUGCUAGAUUUAGGUAUCUGAAUGAACAACUGUACAUAACAACGGGUCAAGAAGCCUUCACAAUGUUCAAGAACGAUGAUGUAGCAUUCAGUGUUUAUCAUGAGGGGUUUCAAAGUCAAGUUGAAAAGUGGCCAACAAAUCCUAUAGAUGUUAUAAUCGAGAAAUUACAGGCAAAGCCAAAGCACCUUAUUCUGGCAGAUUUCGGUUGUGGUGAUGCAAAACUUGCUCGAAGUGUUCCAAACAAAGUGCACUCAUUUGACCUUGUAGCACUCAAUGAUCAUGUGACUGUCUGUGAUAUGUCAAAGGUUCCAGUCAAGGAUGGUACAGUUGAUAUAGCAGUAUUUUGUUUGUCACUGAUGGGUACAAAUCUCACAUCAUACCUACAGGAAGCCAACAGGGUUUUGAAAAACAAUGGGACAUUGAUGAUAGCAGAAGUCACAAGUAGGUUCCAUAGUAUAGGCGGCUUUGUACUCAAAGUUGAAAAAAUGGGCUUCAAAAUAAAACAGCAGGACACUGACAAUAAGAUGUUUGUGAUGAUGGAAUUUAAGAAAACAGCUGAUUUUAAAGACAGAAACGUUGAGGACAUAGAGUUAAAACCAUGUGUAUACAAGAAAAGAUGAAUUUCCAUUCAGUCAUUGCUUACAUUCUGUGUUCAUGUAGUUAUCUUCAUUGUAUUGUAAAUUAAAGAAGCUGGUUGCUUGUCAGUGUAGUGUAUGGGCUAGAGUGAUCACUAAAGAUUUGGAAUAAUUCAUGUGAUUAGAAUUAAAGUAAAGCUUCACACAUACAAUGUGAUCAUUUUAACUAAAUAAAUAUGUUCUAGUGUCUGGUACUUUUAGGGCACUAAACUGCUGUUAUGGUUUCUGUUUGUCAAGGAUUUGUUAUGAAUAUACCAGUUAUUCUUUUUAGUGUAUACAUUUAUAUAACUGAAACCAUUUUCUGUUAUAAAUUCAUUAUGGACUACAUGUACAUUAGAUCAAGGCAGCUACAUGUAACUUGAUUAAGGUUUAGGAUGAUUUUCAUACCACAAAUUAGUUAAUGAUGCUAUCAGCCAUGUUGCUGAUACAAAUAAAUGAUUUUAAAUUUUUAAA